AUGGGGAAACAGCCGGUGAAAUUGAAGGCAGUGGUAUACGCAUUGUCACCAUUUCAGCAGAAGAUCAUGACUGGUCUAUGGAAAGAUCUUCCCGAGAAGAUCCACCACAAGGUCUCCGAGAAUUGGAUCAGCUCUAUUCUCCUCCUCGCUCCCGUCAUCGGAACCUACUCGUAUGCUCAACACUACCAAGAACAAGAGAAGCUAGAGCACAGAUUCUAAGCGUUGGAGAGAUGUUCUGAUUAUACAAGAAUCCUAUUCUUCCUUCUUUUUUUUUUUCAUUUUCCAAAUUGUUUGCAUGAGAGUUUGUUUUCGCCAACACUCAUGAUGUAGAAGCGGAGAGAGUUUGCUUCAUUGCGGGUUUUGGUUGAAUAAAUUUUGUGGAUGUUAUGAAUAACACUACCGUUGAACACGUUUGAAUAAUCUAAUAUUCAGAAGCU
This is a messenger RNA of Eruca vesicaria subsp. sativa (arugula), 437 nucleotides long. The record is from the annotation of a GenBank genome assembly. NCBI's taxonomy places the organism in Eukaryota, Viridiplantae, Streptophyta, Magnoliopsida, Brassicales, Brassicaceae.